ACGUUCGUCAAUGUUAGAAUUUUAGUGGUUUAUUUGUUAUCUUGUGCUUUUACCUUACUUUGAAUAACACUUMUAUCAAUUUCAAACAACUGGAGCAUUUAAUGGCUCUUAUAAAAAGCGAUAAUGGCGAAAAUCCGACCGAAAAUCGCAAGCCAAAGAUACGAGUUCUGGAUGARGAAACGUACGAACAGUCAUUGGAUAAAAUAAUUCAACGGGAUUUCUUCCCGGAGUUGAACAAACUCAGAGCWCAAAGUGAGUACCUUGAAGCUUCAGAAAACAACGAUGUUGAGAGAUUACGAGAAAUAUCGGCUCGUUACAACAUCUCUCAAACYCCUGCUAGUAGAAUUGGUGAGUUUGAUAGCGAUAGUGAAGAAUACAUCAUUUAUAUAAUACACAUGACUCAUCUUAUUACAAUAUGGUUUUUAUUUUCAGGAGUUGAUGCAUCACCUCUUAUGACUUGGGGAUCCAUUGAUGGAACACCAUUUAGACUAGAUGCUAGUGACACACCAAGACCAAAUACCCCAGGACAGGUGUUCAAGAUGCCUGAACCAAAGAAAAGGGAACAAAUAGGACUUGCACUUGCAGAGAAAGUCAGUAGGAAACACAGAGAAAAGACCAGACAAGCAAGAGCUCAAGCAGCAGCAAUGAUUGGGAAGAGUCCAUCCUCUCGAUUAAAUUCAGUAGAGCGCCUSAAUACUAUGUCACCAGCAGCUCAACGUCUUGCAUCUCAAAGACUUGGUAUUAAGACUGGCAGUGAUAAGGCACUCCUUGCCAGCUAUACACCUAGAUCAGAUAGAAUUACUACCCCUAGCCCAUAYACACCUCGCACCCCUACCACGCCCAAACAGACCAACACWCCUUCAAGAGAUGUAUCACUGACAGAUAACUUGCUCAAAUUACCAAAGCGAUGACRGACUUGUUACUGAUGUAYUGUUGUAAUUUUAUUCAAUGUCAAUMYAUUUUAUAUUAAAAUAUUCAUAUGUCUUA
Molecule: messenger RNA, 987 nt
Organism: Exaiptasia diaphana
Lineage: Eukaryota; Metazoa; Cnidaria; Anthozoa; Actiniaria; Aiptasiidae
Product: splicing factor ESS-2 homolog
Exons: 5
Coding region: 102-911 (269 amino acids)
Cellular component (GO): catalytic step 2 spliceosome
Source: RefSeq, a predicted model, not a curated record